Penicillium bovifimosum is the source of this 1071-nucleotide messenger RNA. RefSeq names its product LysM peptidoglycan-binding domain-containing protein. The transcript has 5 exons. The coding region runs from base 1 to 1071 and encodes 356 amino acids. The record is from RefSeq and is a predicted model, not a curated record. NCBI's taxonomy places the organism in Eukaryota, Fungi, Ascomycota, Eurotiomycetes, Eurotiales, Aspergillaceae.
AUGAUUCUCUCCCGGGCUUUUACCCUGGCUCUAUUGGGGUUAGCCAAUGCUGCUACACUCAGGAAGCGGUUCUCCAACGGAGAUUUUGCCACUGGUGAUACGGAUCCCAACGUGACCAGCGGCUGCACAUAUUGGGCAAACUCCAUCUCAUCAACUGAUACCUGCACUGCUCUGGAAAGCUUUUAUGGUAUCACAACAGCACAGCUAGUUUCCUGGAAAGAUGAUUAUUGCUACGCGGUUGUGACCUCCUAUGGCAACUUUACAUUGGAUCAAUUCUACACGUGGAACCCAGCUGUCAAGAAUGACUGUUCCGGACUUCAACCGGGCUACUACGUCUGUGUUGGCGUCUCCGGUUCCACGGCCACCACUACAACCUCAAGGACCACGACAGCAGCGCCAACAGCCACCACGACCUCCGCCUACUCUCCUCAGCAAAGUGGAAUCGCGUCAAAUUGCGACCGCUAUUAUUUCGUUGAAUCCGGCAACACGUGUGCUGUGAUCGCCGCCGAUUACGGCAUAACUUUGAGCAAUUUCUACGCCUGGAAUCCUGCUGUCUGUUACCUCUUUCUCCUCCCAGCAUCUCUACUAACGCCAUCUGCCCAUAGGCACCCCCCGGCCACCACAGCAACAACCAAAGCUACCACUACCACUACCAAAUCAAUUACCACCGCUACAACGGGAACUGGCCCCUCUCCCACGCAGGCCGGAAUAGUCGCCGACUGCUCAACCUACUACCAGGCCCGAGACGGCGACAGCUGCUGGUCGAUAGUAAAUGAGAAGUACACGUAUCUGACCCAGGCGCAGUUUUACGCGUGGAAUCCCGCCAUCGGCUCCAGUUGCAGCAAUCUCCAGUUGGGAUACUACUAUUGCGUCGCAACCAAGGACGUAGGCCCGAUGCCGAAUACUGUCAGCAAUUGUGCCAAGUGGCAUCUGGUUGCUAGUGGGGAUAGCUGUUGGUCGAUUGAACAGCAGUAUUCCAUUACAGCGGCGCAGUUUGGAAACUGGAAUCCGUACAUUGGGUCGUCAUGUGCAUCCCUGUGGCUGGGGUACUAUGUGUGCGUCGGUGUUUGA